This is a messenger RNA of Saxophila tyrrhenica, 1056 nucleotides long. RefSeq lists its product as uncharacterized. Gene Ontology annotation, cellular component: peroxisomal matrix. Gene Ontology annotation, molecular function: fatty acyl-CoA hydrolase activity. The record is from RefSeq and is a predicted model, not a curated record. Gene Ontology annotation, biological process: fatty acid catabolic process; acyl-CoA metabolic process. The coding region runs from base 1 to 1056 and encodes 351 amino acids. The transcript has 6 exons. Lineage: Eukaryota; Fungi; Ascomycota; Dothideomycetes; Mycosphaerellales; Extremaceae.
AUGGCGCCUCCAGAGAACGGCAAUGAGAAGAUAGACUUCACAAAGCUCAUCGCCCUCGACAAACUCGACAGCACCACAUUCAGGAGCAAAGCAUUAGCCUUUGGGCCAGCGAACGGAAACCGAACGUAUGGCGGCCAUGUGUAUAUGCAGGCUUGCUAUGCUGCAGCUCAGACUGUGCCCAAAGGCAUGGCGUUGCAUAACGUAACAGGCUGGUUCCUGCUUCUAGGCAAGGCCGACGAACGCUUCACUUAUCGAGUACGAAAGAUCCGAGAUGGAGGCUACUGCACUCGCGGUGUCGACGUCCUGCAAGAGACAGGAUCCGUGGUGUCUUUCACCUGUAUUUGUUCGUUCAAGCGACCAGAGAGGAAGUCAACAAAAACUCUAGAUAUACAGUCGACGAUCGAUCUGCGGAAAGAAUAUGCCGCUGUACUUGGAAACAAGAGACCCGACGAGCACCAGGAGAUGCCUGGAGUUGAUGCACCAUGGUACUGGGAGUUUUCAAGAAGAAACAACAACUACACCGACCCAUUCCCAGGACUCACACUACACAAGGUCGACAUGGAACGUUACAACUCAAGCAAACCACCUCUGGAACGGCGAAACCUGAAAUACUACUCAGUAAUAGGCGGCAUGCCUUCUGUCGAAGAGGAUAUUAAUAUGCACAUCUGCGCUCACCUCUACGCUUCGGACAGGAACUCCUUGUUCGUCAUAUCAAACAAUCUCGGCAUCGGCAACGACUACUCGCAAAUCGCCAGCCUUUCCCACACCGUCAUCAUGCACGCCGACGGCGCGGAGCUCUCGAUGGUCGACAGAAAGACAGGGCAGCCUCUCUGGUUCGUCCAAGAAGCCUGGACUGGUGGCAGUCGGCAUGGUAGAGGGCUGCAUCAGAGCCGGAUGUGGCGAGAGGACGGAUUGCAGGUUGCUUCGACGAUUCAGGACGGUAUGAUGAGGUUGAAGUCGGAUGAUGGGAAGGGCAAGGCUGGGUUCUCGCCGGAGCAGAUGGCGCAGCAGCUGGAGGAGAAGUUGAAGAAGGAUAGGAGACAGGGGAAGCUGUGA